AUGCCGACUUCGGGCUCAGCGUCGAGUGGUCAAGGGCAAGGGCAAGGGCAAGGGCAAGAUCAAGGUCAAAAUCCCAUCCCAAGCCUGACCACCAAAUACAGCGGCGUCCCAGCUCGCCUGCAACAAGAAGCCGUCGACGCCAAGGCGAGGCUGUACUCGCAGAAGACGGUGCCUGACAGCGUGCCGCGGAAGAAGAAGGCUCUGCCGCCGGGCGUGUCUGAGGCCGGAUUCGAUCGGGCGAUUGCCGAACUGAAAGAUGCUCUGGGCCACGAGAAUGUCGAGGUCAACGGCACGGACAGGCCGCUGGUUGAUGGCUGGUACAUGGAACACCCAAACACCCAUGACGCAUACCACAUUGCCGAGCAAGAAGAGCUGGUCUGCAGCGCGGUGGUGUACCCGGGCAACACGCGCGAAGUGCAGACGAUUGUGGGCUGGGCCAACAAGCACCAGGUGCCCAUCUAUCCCAUCUCCAUGGGGCGCAAUAUCGGCUACGGCGGGGCGGCGCCGCGCGUGCCCGGCUCGGUGGUGGUGGACCUGGGCCGGCGCAUGAACCGCAUCGUCAACAUCGACGGCGACAACGCGUCGUGUGUGGUCGAGCCUGGAGUGUCGUACUUUGCCCUGUACGAGGAGAUCCAGCGACGAGGCUUGCCGCUCUGGAUCGACUGUCCGGAUCUCGGCGGCGGGAGUGUGCUGGGCAACGCCAUCGAUCGCGGCGUCGGCUACACGCCGUACGGCGACCAUUUCGCCAACCACUGCGGCAUGGAGUUGGUGCUGCCGUCGGGGGAAGUGCUGAGGACGGGGAUGGGAGCGAUGCCGGGGCCUCAACCAGAGCCACAGCCAGAGCCACAGCCACAGAACUCCUCCGGCGCAACAGACAGCCAGGCCAGAGACGGCGCGGCCGACGUCCCCAACCCGACGUGGCAGUCGUUUCAGGCGGCAUACGGCCCGUACAUCGACGGCAUCUUCAGCCAGAGCAACUACGGCAUCGUGACGCAGAUGGGGUUCUGGCUGAUGCCGGCGACGGGCCACCAGUCGUACAUGAUCACCUUUGCGCGCGAAGACGACCUGGCGCGCAUCGUCGACAUCAUCCGGCCGCUGGCCCAGAAACGCAUCCUCGGCAACAUCCCGCAGCUGCGCCAUGUCAUCCAGGAACUGGCGGUGACGGGGAAGCCGCGGUCAUUCUGGCAGUACCAGAAACCAAUGCCUCGCGACGUGAUCCGCGCCAGGGCGUCGACGCUCUUCCCACCAGGCGGAGGCGACGUGUCGUGGGUGUUUUACGGCACGCAGUACGGCGACACGGCGGCCAGCAUCGCCGGGCAGCUGGCGACGGUGCGCGCGGCGUUCGCCCAGAUCCCAGACAGCCGAUUCCUGCUGCCGACGGACGUGGCGGCAGACCACUACCUGCACUCGCGGGUGGCGGUGUGCAGCGGCCAGCCGGGGCUGCGCGAGCUGGACUGGCUGAACUGGGUGCCGAACGCGGCGCACCUGUUCUUCUCGCCCAUUGUGCCGACGGCGGGCGGAGGGGGAAGGACGACCGCCAGCGCAAUCCACAACCUCGUGGCGCAGCUGCACGCCCAACACGGCUUCGACCUGUUCCCGACCAUGUGCGUGGCGGCCCGUGAGAUGCACUACAUCGCCAACAUCGUCUACGACCGGGCCGACCGCGACGCCAAGCGCCGCGCCAUCGCCCUGAUGCGCGACCUGAUCCGCCACGCGGCCGCCCGCGGCUUCGGCGAGUAUCGCACCCAUCUGCUGUUCGCCGACCAGGUCGCCCAGUCGUACAGCUGGAACGGCGGGGCGUUGCGCCGGUUCAACGAGUCUAUCAAGGACGCCCUCGAUCCUAAUUCCAUCCUGGCGCCGGGCCGCAAUGGGAUCUGGGGCCGUCGGUUUAGAGGUCAGGGCUGGGAGAUCUUGGAUGGCGAUGGACGGGAUUUGUUGAUUGAUGGGGUGGUACCGAAACUGUGA
Molecule: messenger RNA, 1965 nt
Organism: Capronia epimyces CBS 606.96
Lineage: Eukaryota; Fungi; Ascomycota; Eurotiomycetes; Chaetothyriales; Herpotrichiellaceae
Exons: 4
Coding region: 1-1965 (654 amino acids)
Biological process (GO): lactate catabolic process
Cellular component (GO): mitochondrion
Molecular function (GO): FAD binding; D-lactate dehydrogenase (NAD+) activity; D-lactate dehydrogenase (cytochrome) activity
Source: RefSeq, a predicted model, not a curated record